Molecule: messenger RNA, 3167 nt
Organism: Hemiscyllium ocellatum (epaulette shark)
Lineage: Eukaryota; Metazoa; Chordata; Chondrichthyes; Orectolobiformes; Hemiscylliidae
Product: alpha-1,3-mannosyl-glycoprotein 4-beta-N-acetylglucosaminyltransferase C-like
Exons: 6
Coding region: 536-1966 (476 amino acids)
Biological process (GO): protein N-linked glycosylation
Molecular function (GO): acetylglucosaminyltransferase activity
Source: RefSeq, a predicted model, not a curated record
UGUCUGCAAUUCUCACAUCCCAGCGAGAGCCUGCAUCAGCUGAAGGUGCUGGAGGUGAUUUCCUCGAAUUCCAGGAGCAGCAAUUACUGUUUUCUAUGCUGUGGCAUUGUUUUGGAACUUUGGGAGAGAAAAGAUCAAGACAACGGCACUUUGAGAAGGAGGAAGACAGACAAAGGCAGCAACCAGGUGGUCAGAGAGAGAAACCUACAUUGCUGUCUGACCCAGCAGUGAAUCUGCACAGUUACUAUUGCAUUUGCUGUUUGGGUUCAAGUAUCUGGACAUUGGAGUGUGUCUGGGAAAAAUGAACAAACAGCGAAAUUCCCAGCUGACCUUAGACAAACCUGUGUGGGAGACCUUACAAUACUAGAGCAUUGCCCUUGAGAAGGUGAUGGUGAGCUGCCUUCUUGAACCGCUGCAAUCCACUUGAUGUAGGUUGACCCAUAAUGCCAUUAGAGACGGAAUUCCAGGAUUUUGAUUCAACGACAAUGAGGGAACAGUGAUCUAUUUCCAAGUCAGAACGGGACUAAGAGGCAUAAUGAAGUGUAGACUGUUCCCUCGAUGCAUUCGAUGCCGGAAUUUGUGUUGGCUCAUCCUAUUCCUGAUGGUCAUCUUAAUCCUCUAUAAUGGAAUGGACAUUAGCAAAAUCGAGACAGCAGUCAGCCUCAGGAACAUCGCUUGGAAUGAAAAAAAUAACAGUGGAGAGCUGGGGAAAAUAUGCAAACAACGAUGGCAGAGUUCACCAGCAGAGAUCAUAUUUUCCCAUCCAUUGAAUAUUUCUUACAUUUAUUUAGCAGGGACUGCUCCUAAGAGUAGAAAAUACUUGUCAAUAGGGAUCUCAUCGGUCAAACGAGUGAGAGAAAACUACUUGAUGGACACACUUCAGUCCAUUUUUGUGCAGUCUAGCUAUGAAGAGCUGGAGCAGAUGGUGGUGGUGAUUUACCUUGCUGAUUUUGACAUGUCCUGGAAUUUGAAGACUGCUGCAGAGGUCAAAGCGAAGUUUAUAUCACAUAUCAGUGCAGGCCAUCUACUUGUCAUUCAGUGUCCAAAGCAUAUUUACCCAACACUAGAGGGUCUCAAGAGAAAUUACAAUGACCCUCAGAAAAGAGUCCAGUUCAGGUCAAAGCAGAAUGUGGACUAUGCUUUCCUGGUCAACUUCUGUACUGACCUAUCCGAAUACUACUUAAUGCUAGAGGAUGAUGUUUUUUGUGCUAAAAACUUCCUUUCCUCCAUAAAGAGGUUUAUUACGUUGAGUAAGGGCUCAUCGUGGGCUACACUAACCUUCUCAAAGUUGGGUUACAUCGGAAAACUCUACCACAGUGUCGAUCUCCCCAAGCUGGCCAGAUUCCUGCUGAUGUUUUACGAUGAAAUGCCUUGUGAUUGGCUGUUAGAGCUCUUCCACAGGUCCAAGGCCCAACCCAAUGAGAUGAGGUUCAAGCCAUCUCUUUUCCAGCACAUGGGCACUUACUCAUCAUUUGAAGACAUGCACAACAAGCUGAAGGAUGAUGAGUUUCAGGAGCAUAUGGGCAGUUUGCCUGACAACCCCCCUGCAUUGAUAUUCACUGAUAUCCCAGUUUAUGAGCAGCAUUUGCCUGCCAAAGCUUAUGAAUUUGGAGUUGGUCAGUUCUGGGGUAAGUCCCCUAAGGAAGGAAACUACUUUCUUGUUGUGCUUGAACACCCAGUCAAGAUCACUAAAAUCUGUGUUUGGACUGGAUCUCCAGAACACAAGGGGGAUAUCCUUCAUUCUGGGAUCCUGCAAGUGGGAAGAGACAAGAUAAUAGAAAAUGGUCAUCAGAGCUGCAAAACAUACCAUCAACUUGGCACAUUCAACGCAGGCAAGUUUGAACUGGAAAAUGUUACAAACCACAUCUCUGAGCCAAUGAAAUGUAUUCGAGUGCUGGUGACAGAGGAUCAGACAGACUGGCUUAUCAUUUCUGAGGUGAAUAUUUGGAUUGAAAAGGAGAAAUAAUGUUCUUCCCCUCUCUUUGAGAUCUUUCUGCCUUAUCAUGCACUGCCCAAGAGGUUGUGAUGCUGCAGUUUCAAUUUCAAGGACAGGCUGGCCUUUCCUGUAAUGUUGGGUCUUUUUGGAUAACACUGUUACCUGAGAAUCCAAAAGUUGUGGGUUCAAGUCUAACUCCAGAGGUGUGAUCUCGUAAUCCAGGUGGACACUCCUGUGCAGGACCGAGGGAGUGCUGCAGGCUUAGAGGUGCUAUCUUUUGAAGUAAAGUGAGGACCCCAUCUGCCAUCUCAGUUGCACACAAAAGAUCCCAAGCCACUAGUAACACAGUUACCAGAAGAUACAGAACUUUGUGGGGGGGAAGAGGAUGGAAUGCGGAGCAAAUAGAUUAGUUUGAAUUGUUCUACCAAACAGCCCCAGUACUGGUAUACUGGGAUGAAUGGCAAGUGUGCGUGAAACAUCUUUAGUUUUAAUAAAACUUUUACAUUUAUUCUUCUACAGUACAAAAGAACCUAUAUAUCCAAAUCACUUAAAAAAUCUGACAUAUCUUUUGGUAAUUGUAACUGAUCAGUAAAAACAGAAAUGUUUUGCAAUUCUAUUAAUGUUCCACCAGAGGACAGCAUAAGCCAGCAAAUAAAAUGGUAGCAGACGCAUUUUAUUGUGCAGGAAGAGCAUACUUGCUUUUCUGUCUUUUCUGUAUAAAGAACCCUUUUAUAAUGUUAUUAUAGCUUCUACGAAUUAUGAUGAAAAUGAUGACUUAUGGCAGUGACAACUUUUAGUCAUUUCUACUGACUCUCUACACUGACUCAGUUGUACCACUUUGGUCCAUGCAUCAAAAUAUUGUGGUUCACGUCUAACUCGAAUCUCAAGCACAAAAAAAACACUAGCUAAUACAUCAAUGUAGUAGUGAAAGGAAAAAUCCUCUCAGGUAAAUAUAAAAGAUUCUAUGGUCACUAUUUCAAAGAAGAACAGGGCAGUUGUCCCCAGUGUCCUGGCUAAUACCUAUCCUUCAAUCAACAUUGAUUUUUAUUGAUUAUCAAUGUUAAUCAAUGAACAUUAACUCGUAGGUUUCACUGUGCAGUUUUGGGGAAUUGAUUGUGCACAGAUUUCCUACAUUUUCUAGCAAUUACACUUCAAAAAAUGUUAAUUAUUUGUAAAGUACUUUGUGUUGGCACAAAGUAUAUUCUUCAAUAUUUUCUCAAAUGAGACUUUA